Molecule: messenger RNA, 1643 nt
Organism: Fimicolochytrium jonesii
Lineage: Eukaryota; Fungi; Chytridiomycota; Chytridiomycetes; Spizellomycetales; Powellomycetaceae
Exons: 2
Coding region: 244-1509 (421 amino acids)
Source: RefSeq, a predicted model, not a curated record
UGUAACUUGUCGGGGCUGGAGACUGGAUGAACCUGAAUUUGAAGCCGGGAGGUGUGGUGUGGGCCAGGGUGUGGGCUGGCGUCUCCGCACUCGCCUUUCCUCUCUUUCCUCCACAAACCAACCACCGAAGAACGACACACAGCCAACUGACAAUCCAACCGACAACGUACCUCAUAUUCAUGACUGGAAAGAGAUAAGAGUAGUAUAGUACUAUCUACUCACAGCGACAAAGCAGUCAGGAUCAUGGCUACCACCGUGCAACCAGCCGACCCUUCGGCAGCAGUCCAAGUCGACGACGACGACGACCAGCACCUCCAAACAGAAGACACUCCUCUCCUAAGAGGGGAGACACAACAACAGGCCGCCAACGGAACAUACCCAGACCACUCCGACCUCCUCAUAAAGGCCACCAAGAACAGCUGGAAACAAUGGCUGUGCCUGGGCCUUCUCGUCCUAACCUUUGCGACCUCCGUCGCAUUUCUAUGUGUGUAUUUUAUCUACAUCCCGCAUAAGCUCCGUGACGCAUUGGCGGGCAACGAUGCUGAUGUUCGCGGGGUGCAUAUCGUCUCCCUCAACCCGGAUGGCGUUGUUCUCUCGAUGAACGCCGUAGCGCACAACGACGAAAUCCCGCCUGUCGACGUGACCAUGCAACCGACGCUGUUCUCGUUGCUGAAGGUGGACAACACGCAGGAGUCCCACGAGAGCCACAUAGUUGGCUCAAUGCAGUUCCCCGGGUUGGAAGUGGCAAAGGGCAGUCCGGAGGUGCCUAUCGAGUUUGUGAGCUCGGUGGAUCAUUUGAAUGUUCCCGUUUUGCGCGAGUUGAUACGGGCGGCGUUGAAUAAGAGCGCCGAUGUUGCGCCGGUGCAGAUGUUUGUUAUGCAGGCUAGCCCGAUGAUGACUUUGCAUGGGUUGGGAUCGUGGAUUGUUCCCAUGCAGAAUGCGAUUGUGUUCGACAAAAACAACGUGUCCACCCCCGACACAUCCAAGCUAAACGCCUCCGUAACAUACAACGUCACCAUGGAAUCCCUCUCCGUCUACAAAAUCAACAUCCACGCCUCCUUCGACAAUCCCACCGUCGUCUCCUACGCCCCACAACCCUUCUCCCUCCAGUUCUCCAUGUUCUACGACGGCACCCGCGUCAUGGAUUUCGUCCUGCCCCCCACAACCCACCUCACACUCGGCCGGAACACCAACCUGACCGUCCUUGGAACGAGCUUGCCGGCGGGAAUCGGCAAGCUGAUGGAGUUUGUGGGCAAGUACGCCGCGGGGGAUACCACCACCGUCUUGUUCAAGAGGUUUCGACCAAAGUAUGUGAAGAAGAUGCACAGGCUGCGGUGGUUGGAGGAGGUACUGAAGGAGGUCGAUUUUGAGGUCGAGGUGCCUGGCGCGACGGAGGCAGAUGACCUGCGGUGGGUCAGGAGUAUUGCGAGUGUAGCGAGACCUUUGCACGCCGCUUCGGCGAGUGCGAAACGGUUGGGGAGGCGGUGGUUGGACCACUUCAUCAAUUGAUUGUGGACGGGUCAUCCUGCUGUGAACCCCUGUCUCUGCUUGCGUAGCUCGCCUUGCGGUUUUUUUUUUGAUGAAGCACAACCAUUUUGGCAAGCUGUGACCCUCAUCGUUGUAUUUUCACACACACCCUUGUG